Messenger RNA from Neoarius graeffei (lesser salmon catfish), 1678 nucleotides. It is a transcript of the gene spring1, whose product is annotated as SREBF pathway regulator in golgi 1. The transcript has 5 exons. The record is from RefSeq and is a predicted model, not a curated record. Bases 607 to 1206 code for a protein of 199 amino acids. Gene Ontology annotation, biological process: positive regulation of SREBP signaling pathway. NCBI's taxonomy places the organism in Eukaryota, Metazoa, Chordata, Actinopteri, Siluriformes, Ariidae.
AUCUAACACUUCCGGAUUAUGGAACCAAAACAUUUUGAUAAUGGCUGUUACUUUCAGUGCUGACUUGAUUUAUAUUUACAUGUUUACAAAUACCGGAGACACAUCAAGACGGUUUCUUUUGCAUUCGUGGUUUUUAUUUUAGUUUAUUAGUCAUAGUUGUUGGAACGGAGUGUUUAUUAUUCGUGCAUUUAUGUGAGAAUGCUAAGUGCUAGCUAGCUAGCUAGGUGGCUAAUUGAACCCGACUAGCCGGCUGUGUUUGUUUUUUGCUUUUGUCACUGUAAUAUUAAAAACAAGCUCGAAUUUGGUUGUCAUCUUGGAAUUACUUAGUACGUGUUUAAAAAAAAUUAAUAUGAGCAUGUAAAAACGCGAUCGGAAAUGGGUUAGCUGUUGUGUUGGUUAGUGCGCAUGCGCAGAGUUGCAUGGUCUGUCACGUUUUUCUUUUUCCUCCAAAGUGUCUCUUAAAAGACGAUUUCGGCACAGAGAGUGUGUUGGGGUAGCUGAGGGGCGAGCUGAUUAAGGUGUGUUGCAGAGGAUUUCAUGGUCGUGUCUGAUCUGAUCUGAUCUGAUCCUAUCCGAUCUGGUGACCGUUCAGACCCAGCCGGCCCCAUGGUGCUGCGCAGACUGCUGCGGAGGCGCUGGGUCCUGGGGGUCGUGUUCGGCUUCUCCCUCAUUUACUUCCUCACCAACACACUCAAACAGGAGGAGCGAAGCAUGCGAGAUCGGACUCUGCUGGAGGCGAGGGAAUCGGAUCACCCCAUUGCCUGGAAAGUCAAGUUCAACCUGGGCAACAGCAGCAGGCAGAUCACCCAGUGCAGGAACUCCAUCCAGGGGAAGAGCCUCCUCACUGAUGAACUCGGUUACGUGUGUGAGAGGAAGGACCUGCUGGUGAACGGGUGCUGUAACGUGAACGCGCCGCGCUCCGGGCAGUACAUGUGUAAGAGCUGUCUGCCCAACGGCUGCUGCAGCGUCUACGAGUACUGCGUGUCCUGCUGCCUCCAGCCUGACAAGCAACCUCUCCUGGAGCACUUUUUGAACCGAGCUGCUGAUGGAUUUCGGAAUCUCUUCACCGCAGUAGAGGAUCACUUUGAGUUGUGUUUGGCGAAAUGCCGCACCUCGUCACAGAGCGUCCAGCAUGAGAACACGUACAGAAACCCCCAGGCGAAGUAUUGUUAUGGCGAAAGCCCCCCUGAGCUCUUGCCCAUCUGACGGAGGAAAGUAUUUCCACACAAAUGUACUACCUCUCUCCUCUUCCGCUCAAGUGUAUUUAACGCUCUGGAUCUGACCGCCUCAGCACGCGGACGUAAAGCUGCACCAGAAACAAGAAGGAUGAACCGUAAUCGUGUCCAGGGAGCCACAUCGACCUCAUCCGUUUUCGUCAUCUAUAUGAUAUUUUGGGUUUGUGCCACAGCUUCCUAGAUAUACAUUACUCCAUCACAGGAAAUGCAUCACUGGACUGAUGUCAGAGGUUGAGCUCAGCCACAGAUGUGUGCAAUCUGUCCGGAACAGUACGUGGAUGCAAUAACUAUUGCUUCAGUGCUAUACAGUAAAAGGUAGAGCGUAACAUAAAACACAUCACAUUGUAAGAAAUUCAGACACAGUGAUCAGUCGUUAGUCUUGCAUGUGAAGUGCUAUUGUAUUAAAGCUCUAUGUUUAUUUAAUAAAUGUCAUUUUUACCGAC